GGAGUUGUGGCUAAAUUUAGUGACAUUCUUGUCCGUAUCAAACAGCGCGUGACAUCAUUAGGUUAUUUACAUUCAUAGACCGGGGCAGAGGUUUAGUGUAGGUUCUUAAUCUUGAGAAGCACGUUUUCAAACAUUUCACACGUACUCAGGCAAUUUCGCAGCCUGGUCCACCCCCCUCUCUCAGCCUAUAAUUCAAAUCAUCUGCGCCGUAUUUCCUGUUAGCAUACUUCUUCUCGCAGCAAAGGUAAACGUCGCACCCUCCGAUCUUUCUCGUCAUCUGAGUUUUCCUCGAGAUUGGCAGCUGUUGCCGUUGCAAAUGGAAAACUCCAGCGGCCCUAGAGUUGCCGAAAGUGAGCUUCAAACGGCGCUGGGCCGAAGCGACCACACGGCCGUUGUGAAUGGCAAUAUUCUCUACGUGUGGGGAGGAUGCCAGACGGUCGACGGAGAAGAAGUAACUUUGCCUAGUGAUGAGAUGUGGCUCUAUGACACGGAAAGUGGGAAUUGGGCCCUGAGGGAAAUGAAGGGAGACGUUCCGCCUCUCCUGUCUCAGACGUGUAGCUCCCAUCUCCAGGGCCGUCUCUAUGUCUUCGGGGGCUGUGACGGUAAUGGCCACACCAACCAGAUGUAUUGUGUGAAUCUGGAUGAUGGGGAGUUUGUCUGGAAGAGGUUGACGGGGGCGGAGGGGACCCCUCCCUCGCCGAGGGACAAACACUCCUGCUGGGUAUACAGAGAGAGAAUCAUCUACUUCGGUGGAUACGGAUGCAAAACAGUGCGGGAGAUCAACAAUGUCAAGAACUUCACAGUGGACCACACAUCCUGGGCCACCAUAGGCACAGUGAUCUUCAGGUUCUGGGGCUGGAAUAGCGAGGUCCACGUGUUUGAGCCUGAGACGAACACCUGGUCCGAGCCUCAGACACAGGGUGUGUGCCCAUCUCCAAGAGGCUCCCACUCCAGCGCUACCGUGGGCAACAAAGGCUAUGUGUGUGGGGGCAUGGAGUCCACUGAGAUGGACCUGCACUGCCUAGAUCUGGACACAUGGACGUGGACCCAAAUAUACCCUGCUGAUGGGCCCCUCCCUGUCGGACGCUCUCUGCACACGCUCACAGCUGUAUCAGAAAAUACACUCUUCCUGUUUGGGGGUUUGAGUGCAACCGGGCAACCACUGAGUGAUGUGUGGGAGUUUGACACCCGGACCAGAGGGUGGAAGGAAAGGGACAAUCGGCACAAAGACCAGCCCAGGUUGUGGCACUCGGCUGGGCUGGGGAAGGACGCGGACGUCAUUGUGUUUGGAGGAACCCGAGACUUUACUGUGCUUAUGGACUCGGUGGCAGUUUUAAGGGCUCCGUCGGAGAACCAUUGUUCAGAUGUGUUGGUCUUUCAGACACAGCCUUACUCCCUGCUCAGGUUAUGUGAGAAUUGCAUAGGGCAAAAUGCAUCUGUUCUGUCGAAGCAGGUGUCAUGGUUACCGACGAAACUCAAGGACAGUACUCGGAAGAGGAUUUCUUACUACAGCGCACACACCGAACACCAGGACACAGCCCCUCCAACCAACACGUUGGGUUAACAGUGUUGGCAGAAAUUAUAGCACUUUAGUUCAUGUCUGUCAUCGUGGAAAGUGUCUGUUUUUAUUGUUUCAAUUUUAAGCUAUGUAUAUCUUUGUCAUUUUAAAGCUUCGGUUUAAAGUGUGGUGUAGGAUGGAACAGGACAUUCUGCUGCCUUAGAGAAAGCACUGCCAGCAUGUUUUGACUGUGACUGCUGUAAACACCACGAAAUUUGCAUUGUAAGAUUUUACUUUUGAAACUGGGUAAAACCUUUAAAUAAAGAUAUUUUCUCUAUAAA
Molecule: messenger RNA, 1839 nt
Organism: Clupea harengus (Atlantic herring)
Lineage: Eukaryota; Metazoa; Chordata; Actinopteri; Clupeiformes; Clupeidae
Product: kelch domain-containing protein 1-like
Molecular function (GO): protein binding
Source: RefSeq, a predicted model, not a curated record